CAUCACUUGGAUUGCAAGGAGCUCAUUACAUAAGCGAGGUCGUAUCUCAGUGACUGCUUGCGGGCGUCAUGAUCGGCUGGCACUGGACUGAUGUCGGCAAAAACCAACUUGGAUAUUCCUCCAAGGGGCCGCAUUUCUGCGAAAGGAAAAUACGGGGCCGAAUAAAAAAUGGUGCAGUUCUUCCUGCGGCUCUUUGUACGGAGGUAGUGACAUUUACCUUUUCCACCGCAUUAUCGCUUGCCGCGGGGUUUGCGAGUUGAUUCACAGAGCCUGCAGCUUGCAGAUUUAAGAAAGAGGUCCUCAACCCUCGUCAGCCGCUUAUGCAGGCCAUUUUUGACAG
Messenger RNA from Xylona heveae TC161, 340 nucleotides. RefSeq lists its product as hypothetical. The record is from RefSeq and is a predicted model, not a curated record. Bases 69 to 260 code for a protein of 63 amino acids. The transcript has a single exon. NCBI's taxonomy places the organism in Eukaryota, Fungi, Ascomycota, Xylonomycetes, Xylonales, Xylonaceae.